Messenger RNA from Mercurialis annua (annual mercury), 2202 nucleotides. Its product is annotated as suppressor of mec-8 and unc-52 protein homolog 2. The record is from RefSeq and is a predicted model, not a curated record. The transcript has 10 exons. NCBI's taxonomy places the organism in Eukaryota, Viridiplantae, Streptophyta, Magnoliopsida, Malpighiales, Euphorbiaceae. Gene Ontology annotation, biological process: mRNA splicing, via spliceosome. Gene Ontology annotation, cellular component: nucleus. The coding region runs from base 153 to 1865 and encodes 570 amino acids.
CGUGGCGCGGUAGCAGACUUUCUUAAUCCCCAUCUUCCUUCUCAAUCAAUUAAAAACCCUAACCAAAGAAAUUCCCAAUUCUAAUUCAUGAUCAGAACUGAUUAAAAUAAACCCUAGUUUCAGUUACAAGAACAAUCCACAAAAUUUCACCAAUGUCAUCUUCCAAACGCCAUUACAAGGACAAAGUCGCUCGUCGCAAAGAAGAGAAAGUAGAAGAACCAGACCUACCGAAAUACAGAGACCGUGCAAAAGAACGAAGAGAAGACCAAAAUCCUGAUUAUGAGCCAACUGAAUUAGUUGGUUCUUUUCACGCGGUUGCUCCACCGGGCGCGGUUGAUCUCCGGUUAGCUGAUGCCAAUAAGAUUUCCAUUGAAAAGAGCAAGUACCUUGGAGGUGAUGUGGAGCAUACGCAUUUGGUGAAAGGACUUGAUUAUGCAUUGCUUAAUAAAGUUAGAAGUGAAAUUGAUAAAAAACCCGAUGCUGAAGAUGAUGAGGAUGGCAAGACUAGAAAGCCAAAGGAAGACCUACAAUUGUCAUUUCGUACUGCGACUGCGAAGUCGGUGUAUCAAUCUAUAGUGAAGCCUCAAAUUAUUAUGAAAACCAAUGAGAUGUUUCUUCCUGGUAGAAUGUCAUUCAUUUUUAACAUGGAGGGUGGAUACACCCAUGAUAUUCCUACUACCUUGCACCGGAGUAAAGCCGAUUGUCCAGUUCCCGAGGAAAUGGUUACUGUGAGUGUUGAUGGUUCUGUGCUGGAUCGAAUUGCUAAAAUUAUGUCAUACCUACGCCUUGGAUCUUCUGGAAAGGUUCUUAAGAAGAAGAAGAAAGAGAAAGAUGCAAAAGGAAAAAAUUUAGCUCUUGGACAUGAGUACAAUGAAGAAAAUAAGAAUUUAAAACCUAAUGGAGCUAUAUCAAAUGAUAAGACUGAGAAAGAAAUAUUGCCUCCACCUCCACCUCUUCCCAGAAGAACUCAACCCGAUUCUCAUGAGAAUCUAGCUCCAAUAGUUGCAAGAGAAGAGGACGAUGACAUAUUUGUGGGAGAUGGCAUUGACUAUGCUGUGCCUGGUAAGGACAUAAGCCAAAGCCCUGUUUCGGAGGAUAUGGAAGAGUCUCCUCGAAACAAGGAAAGAGUUUCUUAUUUUAGUGAACCAGUUUAUGGGCCAGUUCCACCUUCUGGGCCCUCUCAGGAAUAUCAAGACCUGAGCGGAUAUGAUUCGAUGCAAGCUCAAGCAUUAGCAAGUGGGUAUCAGGGAGAGUGGCAGGAUUAUCAAUAUGCUGAGCAAUUGGCAUAUUCGGAGCAGUAUAUCCAGCAAACAAUGCAGGCAUAUGAUAUGCAAGCAGCAUCAGAUGCUCUACAGGACCCACGCCUCAUGUCUCAGGAGGAAAAAGAUCGGGGUUUAGGCUCAGUAUUCAAGCGAGAUGAUCAGAGGCUCCAACAAUUGCGGGAGAAAGAUGCCAGAGAAAAGGAUCCCAACUUUAUCUCUGAGAGUUAUUCUGAAUGUUACCCUGGAUAUCAAGAGUAUAAUCGUGAGGUUGUGGACAGCGACGAUGAAGAUGACUUGUCUAAAAUGGAUAUGGGUGGACGGGCAAAGGGUCGUCUUCAUCGAUGGGAUUUUGAGACAGAAGACGAAUGGGCAAAAUACAAUGAGCAGAAGGAAGCAAUGCCGAAGGCUGCAUUUCAGUUUGGCGUUAAAAUGCAAGAUGGGCGAAAGACGCGGAAACAAAACAAGGAUCAGAAGCUGAAUAAUGAUUUGCACAAGAUCAAUAAAAUACUGGCUAGAAAGAAAAAUGAGAAAGAGACGAAUGGUGAUGGUGGCCAUUUUGAUGAAGAUGAUGAUGUACAACACGCUAAGAAGCCACGGAUAUAAAGUUGGUAAACCUAUAAUGCUCUAAUUUUCUUUCCCGAGAAGUGCUUGUUUGUCGGCCAUUGACAAACUUUGAUGGGCAAAUUUGCAAGGAGUUGUAAGUUUCAUCUUGUUCCCUCAAGGUCCUCAUCACCAUGUGUGUUAAAAUGAGAGCAACAGCAAUGAAAUUACUAGAAGCAUUUAGUGCGGUUAUUAUGAUACCAUUAUUGAUGUCAAACAAAUUCUUUGGAAUGCAAGCAGAUCUCAGAUUUUGAACUCUUUGUAUCUUGUACAUUAUUAUCAAAUGAGAUUUAUCUUCAGCAUGAAUUUUUCCUAUGCAUUUGAUUAGUUGUCCAGUCUC